UCACACUCAGUUGCAUCACCUGUGUGCCAUUGACGCAGGCACCUGCCAAGCGUCCACUCACGUUCACACACUAGUGUCUCGUGCUCGCAUCGCCCCUGCAGCCACCACCGCCACCAAGAAAUACAGACAGGCAUGGACAGACAGUGUACCAACAUAACAAUCAAUCAAUCACCCACACCAGCCCUUUCCCUCUCCCCGUCCCCCAGGGUGAAGCUGUGAGCCAUCCAUCAGUUCGCUGUCUCCCGUCCGUCCGUCUGUUGGUGAAGGUGAAUGGAUGAAUCAGGUGCCCAUGUCCUCUUCAAGUUCGUCCUCGUCGUCGUCUCUACCGCCCUUCUUGUCCUUCUUGGCGGCGAUGCCCAGCAAGGCGGCCCGCUCCUCAUCUCGCUCACGCAUGGCCGCCUCCUCCGCCUCAUCGUCGUCAUCGAUGCCCUGACCCGCCGAUCCACCUACGCCCUUCUCCGCACUGCUGGCAUAGGCCACAGAGAAGUCCACCGAUGACCAGUCGCGCCACAUGCCGUCGACGGGGUCGUUGCUCGACGUCACCUGACGCACCUCCACAGGAUUGCCCUCUGAUAUAAAACCCUGCACAGACGGAUGGAUGGAUGGAAGACACACGUGCGGACAUGAGAGUGCGUGUGUGUGUUCGGCUCCCCCCUCUCUCCCGUCCCUUGUUUACUUGUCUGAUCCACUCCAUGAUGCUCUCGGAUGUGAACGGGCCGUAGAGCUGCCCGCUGUCCGGUACUGAGGGGGUGGCAGAUGACGCGGAUGGCUGCGCUGCUCCGGGCGCGGAAGGCUUCUUCCACCUGAUGAUUGAUUGAUUUGAUUGAAAGCAACCAUGGAAUCGGGGUCAUGCAGGUACUUUGCCCGAGUGUGCGCCUUUUACCUGUAUUGCCAAUAGAGCAGCUCGCGGUCCUCAGAUGAGCCGACAGGCCCACCACCUACAAGCACCACCACGAGAUCAAAGGCAAACCACAAAAGCACCAGACAUGGUGGUUGGGUCAGGCAGCGGUGGGUGUGAUAGAUGAUGAACAUGAAGGGCUUUAUGUACCUGCCGCUGGUCUCCUCUGCCCACGUCCCUGGCUGUGCUUCUUGAGCGCCUCCUCGAUCUCCUCACGGGUCAUGAAAUACGCAUCUGAUGAUCCACACACAACCAUCAUACACACUUUAGUCCCUUCGUUCCUCACUUUUCUGCCUGUCUGUCUGUCUGUCUGCCUGUGUGGCUCCCUACUGCUUCCUUCGGCCAUGAGCCCAUCGCAGAGCUCCGUCACGCGGUUGAAGGUGGCUACCUCCUCGUCGGUCAUCCGGUGCUCCUUGCCGCCCUCCCUCUCCGUGCUGCCCCUCCCACCCUUCUUGUUGCGCCCCUUGACGAUCCCUGGAAUCCCGCCCCCGCCACCUUUCGUGGUCUCCCCGCCGGCCUUGAUGCGUCUGAGGGCUGCGGUGGGUGUCUCACCCGGUUGCAGCACCUGUAUGAGGGCGGCGAGGGAUGUGGGUACGUCCACCUGGAUGACCUCUGCGUCACGAUUCAUACGCUGCAUCACCGCCCGCCGCUCAUCGUCGUUCUAGCAGUGAAUGGUACGAUGAAUGAAUGCAUACCAUCGGGUGUGGUGCAUAGUGUUUGCCUACCUUGAAUGUGGUCGAUGCGGCGCCUCCAUCGACGGAGUCGAGCCACGAGUCCUUGAAGUCCUCCUCCUGCUUCUUGCGGUCGACGAAGAGGAAGUUGCCCUCCUCGUCGAUGUUGCCCUCCUCCAUCUCCUGACGCAUGUUGAACGGCUCAAACUUGACGCCCUCCUCAUUCACCUGCAAACACGCACACAGAGCACACCCACAUGAUGCGGUGCUCUGUGUGGGCUGUUCUGCGUCUGGCUGACUGACUUGCACAUCAGGGUCCGCCUCCUCGAGGUUGCCGGUGGUAUCCAGCUCGUCGGUUACGACGCCGGCGGCCUUUUGCUUCUUCCGAGAUCUUAUCUCAUCGACAGUGUCCCUGUCAAACUGCCAAUCCAGCUCCGCCCCGUCAUCACCUUUGAGAUCUCGCUCAAUGUCGGCCCCGCGCUUGCCGCUAGACAUGCUCAACAGAAGGGAGGGAGAAAGUGAUGGCAGGAAG
Messenger RNA from Vitrella brassicaformis, 2101 nucleotides. The record is from the annotation of a GenBank genome assembly. Lineage: Eukaryota; Vitrellaceae.